Medicago truncatula (barrel medic) is the source of this 4788-nucleotide messenger RNA. RefSeq names its product putative pentatricopeptide repeat-containing protein At5g09950. Gene Ontology annotation, biological process: RNA modification. Bases 268 to 3342 code for a protein of 1024 amino acids. The transcript has 3 exons. Lineage: Eukaryota; Viridiplantae; Streptophyta; Magnoliopsida; Fabales; Fabaceae. Gene Ontology annotation, molecular function: zinc ion binding; RNA binding; protein binding. The record is from RefSeq and is a predicted model, not a curated record.
UUGUCGGACCCUUUAAUUUGUUUGGGUAUCGAUUGACCUUAUUCAUUGUAAACUCUAUGCACGACUCUUUGUUUUCCGGGGUGGAGCCCUUAGUACACCUUGUACUUCGGUGUAUUCACCGCCGUUGUUAAUAUAUCCAUUUUGAUUUCUUAAAAAAAUAUAAAAAAAAUACUCUACUUCCCUCCUAAAAUUUUAUUUUUCAAAAGCAUCUCUCACUUUGUAACCUUCUCAAACUCAUGAAUUUUGCAAGUGAUAGUUAAACAAACUAUGAUACUCUGCUGCUAUAGGCGUUUAUUAAACAAAUACAAUUCAACUUACACUUUCCUCCGUCACUAUACAUUUUCUCAUUCUCAAUUACAACAGCUGGAUUCGGAAUUCGAUAGAUACAAAACCUCUUCUUCCUUAUACGAUGCCAAUCACCUUCAUUUACAACUCUACAAAACCGGUUUCACUGACGAUGUUUUCUUUUGCAAUACUCUUAUCAACAUAUAUGUUAGAAUUGGUAACUUAGUUUCUGCUCGGAAACUGUUUGAUGAAAUGCCGCAAAAGAAUCUCGUUUCUUGGUCUUGUUUAAUUUCAGGCUAUACGCAAAAUAGAAUGCCCGAUGAAGCGUGUUCUUUGUUCAAAGGGGUGAUUUCUAGUGGUUUGUUGCCCAAUCAUUUUGCCGUUGGUAGUGCUCUUCGAGCUUGUCAACAAUGUGGUUCGACUGGGAUUAAACUUGGGAUGCAGAUUCAUGCCUUUAUUUGUAAAUUGCCGUGUGUUUCCGAUAUGAUUUUGUCAAAUGUGCUUAUGUCUAUGUAUUCUGAUUGUUCUGGUUCCAUCGAUGAUGCUCAUCGUGUUUUUGAUGAGAUAAAGUUUAGAAAUUCUGUGACGUGGAAUUCUAUUAUUUCUGUUUAUUGUCGAAGGGGAGAUGCGGUUUCUGCUUUUAAGCUGUUUUCCGUAAUGCAAAUGGAAGGUGUAGAGCUUAAUUUAAGGCCUAAUGAAUAUACUUUGUGUAGUUUAGUAACUGCUGCGUGUUCUCUGGCUGACUGUGGACUGGUUUUGCUCGAGCAGAUGCUGACUAGAAUUGAGAAAUCCGGAUUCUUACGUGAUUUAUAUGUUGGUAGUGCUUUGGUUAAUGGGUUUGCAAGAUAUGGUUUAAUGGAUUGCGCUAAAAUGAUUUUCAAGCAGAUGUAUGAUCGCAAUGCUGUGACUAUGAAUGGGUUAAUGGUUGGACUGGCAAGGCAGCACCAGGGUGAAGAAGCAGCUAAAGUAUUUAAGGAAAUGAAAGAUUUAGUGGAAAUAAACUCGGAAUCUCUUGUUGUUCUUUUAAGCACUUUUACUGAAUUUUCAAAUUUAAAGGAAGGGAAGAGAAAAGGUCAGGAGGUUCACGCUUACCUGUUUCGCAGUGGUUUAGUUGAUGCUCGGAUUUCAAUUGGAAAUGCACUUGUUAAUAUGUAUGGUAAAUGUACUGCCAUUGAUAAUGCUUGCUCAGUUUUUCAACUCAUGCCUAGUAAAGAUACUGUCUCGUGGAACUCUAUGAUCUCUGGCCUUGACCACAAUGAGCGAUUUGAGGAAGCAGUUUCCUGUUUCCAUACAAUGAAGAGAAAUGGAAUGGUGCCCUCAAAUUUCUCUGUUAUUAGUACCUUGAGUUCGUGUUCAAGCCUGGGUUGGUUAACGUUAGGACGACAGAUACAUGGUGAAGGGUUCAAAUGGGGACUUGAUUUGGAUGUUUCAGUUUCAAAUGCCCUCUUAACAUUAUAUGCUGAAACUGAUUCUAUCAAUGAAUGUCAGAAAGUUUUCUUUCAGAUGCCAGAGUACGAUCAGGUUUCUUGGAAUUCUUUUAUUGGUGCGCUAGCAAAAUAUGAGGCAUCAGUUUUACAAGCUUUAAAAUAUUUCCUGGAGAUGAUGCAAGCUGGAUGGAGACCUAAUAGAGUAACAUUUAUAAAUAUUUUAGCGGCAGUUUCUUCAUUUUCAGUUUUAGGACUGGGCCAUCAAAUCCAUGCUUUAAUCUUAAAAUACUCUGUUGCUGAUGACAAUGCUAUUGAGAAUGCACUUCUAGCUUUCUAUGGAAAGUGUGAGCAGAUGGAGGACUGUGAGAUUAUCUUUUCUAGAAUGUCUGAGCGAAGAGAUGAAGUUAGUUGGAAUUCAAUGAUUUCUGGAUACCUACACAGUGGCAUCCUGCACAAGGCCAUGGAUUUGGUGUGGCCUAUGAUGCAAAGGGGACAGAAAUUGGAUGGUUUCACAUUUGCCACUGUUCUCAGUGCUUGUGCUUCAGUUGCAACAUUAGAGCGCGGUAUGGAAGUUCAUGCAUGUGCUGUAAGAGCUUGUUUAGAAUCUGAUGUUGUUGUUGGAAGUGCGCUAGUUGACAUGUACGCGAAGUGCGGAAAGAUAGAUUACGCUUCGAGGUUCUUCGAAUUGAUGCCAGUCAGGAACAUAUAUUCUUGGAAUUCAAUGAUUUCAGGUUAUGCACGCCAUGGACAUGGACAAAAAGCUCUAAAGAUUUUUACACGAAUGAAACAGCAUGGCCAAUCACCAGAUCAUGUCACCUUUGUCGGGGUUCUAUCAGCUUGUAGUCAUGUAGGGUUAGUUGAUGAAGGAUAUAAGCAUUUCAAAUCAAUGGGUGAAGUUUAUGGACUAUCUCCCCGAAUAGAACACUUUUCUUGUAUGGUAGACCUCCUCGGGAGGGCAGGUGAUGUUAAAAAGAUAGAGGACUUUAUCAAAACAAUGCCAAUGGAUCCUAAUAUCCUUAUUUGGAGAACAGUUUUAGGAGCAUGCUGCCGAGCUAACGGCCGUAAUACAGAGCUAGGGCAGAGGGCUGCAAAGAUGCUUAUUGAGCUAGAGCCGCAGAAUGCUGUGAAUUAUGUACUUCUUUCUAACAUGCAUGCUGCUGGUGGGAAUUGGGAAGAUGUGGUAGAAGCUAGGUUGGCAAUGAGGAAAGCAGCAGUGAAGAAAGAUGCUGGAUGUAGCUGGGUCAACAUGAAGGAUGGAGUUCAUUUGUUUGUGGCUGGAGAUCAAACACACCCUGAAAAAGAAAAAAUCUAUGAAAAGCUCAAGGAGCUAAUGAACAAAAUAAGGGAUGCUGGAUAUGUGCCUGAAACCAAAUAUGCACUCUAUGAUCUGGAGCUUGAGAACAAAGAAGAACUCCUUAGCUAUCAUAGUGAAAAACUAGCAAUUGCUUUCGUUCUCACUCGCAAAUCUGAACUGCCAAUUAGGAUAAUGAAGAACCUUCGGGUUUGUGGUGACUGUCACACUGCUUUCAAAUACAUAUCAAAGAUUGUUGGUCGACAGAUAAUUUUACGAGAUUCAAAUAGAUUUCACCAUUUCGGUGGUGGCAUGUGUUCUUGUGGGGAUUAUUGGUGAACAACUAAACAACUGUAUAGUUUCUUUGGAUCUAUCUACAGCAUGGAAAUACUGUCCACAAGAUUCUUCACCAUUGUUGGCUGCAUGUUUACGUGCUUGUAAUUUGAUUCAUGUAGGCAACCCCACUUAGUGGGAUAAGGUUUGCUUGUUGUUGUUGUAAUAGCAAAGAAGAGUGAAGAAAAAUAGUGAGACACAUAUUGAAAUUGAUUGGCAUAUUAUAUUAGCUGAUAGAGAUAGAAGCGUGGCAAUGUCUGGUAGUUUGAUGACAGUUCACCACUAAGAGAAGCAUAGGUGCAAUUUUUGGGAACUCUGACUAUGUCUUUGUUUAGGCGGUUAUCUGAAUUAAAAUCAGAUUUGGACCCAACUAGUACAACAGAGCACAAUUAGAAAGGAAGACAUUGGUUGUGUUUUUGUGACCUGAAUUUAUUCAUUUUUUGUAUGUCUUCUUACUGUAACUUUUCAUUGACUCCUAAUAAGAAAAAUGCUUUAUGAUGUCGUGGAGAACAUUGAUCAGAACCGGUUGAGAAUCCUUACAUAUUAACAUUCAAGUCAAAAUCAAUAAGACGGGAAUAGAAGUUCGAGAAGCUUAUUUUGAUGUUAUGGAGUCAUCGCUAAGACAUGACUCAGUGGAGACCUGCUUGUUUUUUGGAAGGAUUUGUAACAAAUGGAUUUUUUUUUGGAAUGCAUACUGUUUUUUUGAAAGGAGUCUGGAAUAUUUACCACUGCCUCUUGCUACUUGCUGCCACUGAGACGGGUGAACAAGACUGACCUUAUUGGUGCUGAGAAGGUAUUGUUGUUGUUAAGGCAUCAAAGGAAAUUCCAAAGGCUGCUCUUGUUUGGUCAUUGACUUAUGUUAGUGCUUUAUAGAUUGCAACUAUGAAAGCGGAUCAUAGAUGAUAAUGCAGUUUGUGAUUUGUUUGAGUUUCGUUUUGCUUUCUUUGCAAGCAUCUCAAACAUGAGGAAAAGAGAUGCAUGGAAGAGCUGCAGUGCACCAAAAGGGGUUUCGUAGACUGAAAGAAAUUCAUGUUAGCUAGGCAUUGCAGCUCUUAGCAGCAAAUGUUAGAAGCAGUUAGAAGCAAAUGCUGUUGGCAAUCCAAAUAGUGCUAAUAAUGGUAAAUGUUUGAUUAUGCUUGGUUGUGCAUGUAAAGAUGAGCUAGGCAUUGCACACAGCCAUUGCGCUGAGGCAUGUUUCUAGAUUAAAAGGAAACACGUAAUUUUUGUUAAUGUUUGUUCAUUACUAGUUCGUAGAUCAAUAUUCAUUAUUUGUGUAUUUCAGUUCUGCAUAAAUGUUUGCUAUAUUGACCUUGUUCAGGAUGUUGUGUACUUCUGAAUUCGUAUUUCCUUAGGGACUAAAUAGGCCUUUAAGUUCUCAUUACUUAAUACUGUGAUUGGGAAUGAUUUCUAAGAAAGAAAAGAAGGAAAAAGAAACCUAUUGGCAUUGUACUA